GCAUUUUAUUUGAGCAGUAUUUUGGUGUAAACUGAUCAACAUACAGAAUGGCCCAAAAUCGAGUGGAUUGGCAAUAUUCCUCCGCGUUUAUAGACGAGCGCCUUAAACUAUGGGAUGAAUUAAAGACUAUAUCAGAUGGCAAGAAGCGGGAGUGCCAUCCUAUUUCAGUGACUUUACCCGAUGGCACUGUGAAAAAGUGUAUGUCUAAUGAUACUACCCCCUACCAGAUAGCGCUUGGGAUAUCGGGGUCAUUAGCGCGUGAGGCUAUUGUAGCUAAGGUGAACGAUCAAUUGUGGGAUUUGAAUCGCCCAUUUGAAGGCGAUUCAACUCUUGAAAUUUUAAAAUGGGAUUCUCCAGAAGCCAAAAAGGUGUUUUGGCAUAGUUCCGCUCAUAUUUUGGGUGAGGUAAUGGAACUGGAAUAUGGGGCCCAUCUGUAUUAUGGACCGCCAUUGGAAGAGGGCGGUUUUUUCCAAGAUUCGAACUUACCAGGUGGAAGGACGAUAUCGGAUAUGGACUAUGAUCGAAUAGAGUGCUUAUUUAAGCGGGUUUGUGAGGAGGCGCAGCCAUUUGAACGCUUGGUUGUGACGUAUGACGAAGCAGUGCGUUUGUUCAGCUACAACAAAUAUAAACUUGAUAUCAUAAAGGAGAAAGUGCCAAUAGACGGGACAACAGUGGUAUAUCGAUGUGGAUAUGCAGUUGAUCUAUGUAGAGGGCCUCAUAUUCCUAAUACGUCUUAUGUGAAGGCUUUUAAGUUGGUGAUGAAUUCGGCUUCUUAUUGGAAGGGGGAUGUGAAGAAAGAUAUGAUGCAGAGAGUGUACGGAAUGUCUUUUCCGAAAAUGUCACAAAUGGAGGAAUGGAGUGAAAUGCGUCGCCGAGCACAGGAAAGUGACCAUCGUGUCAUUGGAAAGCAUCAGGAACUGUUUAUGUUCCACGAUGACUCUCCGGGUGCGUGCUUUUUCCUGCCCCGUGGAGUUGUAAUAUACCAUCGCAUGGAGGAGUUUAUCCGCCGUGAAUAUCGAAAGAGAGGUUUCUGUGAGGUGAUAACCCCUAAUGUCUACAGCGUCAAUCUAUGGCGUCGUUCUGGGCAUUGGGACAACUACAAAGACUGCAUGUUUCCGUUACGUUUUGAUGAUCAAGAUUGGGCGUUGAAACCUAUGAACUGCCCUGUCCAUUGCUUGAUGUUUGCCAACAAGCCCCGAUCUUAUCGCGACCUUCCUAUUAGGAUUGCUGAUUUUGGUGCUCUACAUCGCAAUGAACUCAGUGGCGCCUUAACAGGUUUAACACGUGUCCGUCGUUUCCAACAAGACGACGCCCAUAUUUUUUGUCUCCAGGAACAUAUUGAGUCUGAAGUUCUGAAGGCCCUUGAUUUCGUCGACUAUGUUUAUUCUGUUUUUGGCUUUAAGGUACAAUUCGAACUUUCCACCAUGCCCGAGAAGCAUCUAGGCUCCUUGGAAACUUGGGAAAAGGCAGAAGCUGCACUUCGUAGAGCUCUCGUCCUCAAACAUGGAGAUAAUUGGAAAGUCAACCCUGGAGAUGGCGCUUUCUAUGGUCCUAAGAUCGACGGCCAUCUCACCGACGCACUCAACCGCUCACACCAAUGCCCUACUAUUCAGCUAGACUUUCAGCUACCCCAACGGUUUGACCUGCGUGUUGCCCGUCCUGAUGACACCUUUGAUCAGCCUAUCAUUAUUCACCGAGCCAUUUUUGGGUCUUUUGAACGCUUUUUUGCCAUACUCGUUGAGCAUAAUGCCGGAAAAUGGCCAUUCUGGCUGUCGCCCAGACAAUGCAUUGUAAUGUCUGUAUCGGCGAAAUCCGCUGACUACGCAUCCGAUGUUCAAAAGAAGAUAUAUGAGGCCGGCUAUGAAUGCGAGUUGGACGUAUCGAUGCAUCUACUGAAGAAGAAGAUUCGUGAUGCACAAGUUUCGCAGUUUAAUUUUAUUGCCGUAGUCGGCUCGGUCGAACAGGAGAAGAAUACGGUGAGCCUUCGUUUCCGUGACACGCCUGAAACAAAAGAGAUGAAAGUCGAUGAGUUGAUCAGUUACUUCAACAGUUUACGUGACAACUAUAAAUAAAGUGCUAUGGUAGAUGUAUUGUUUCAGCUUUACAGCUUUUGUGCUGAUCAGGUUUAAA
This is a messenger RNA of Schistocerca gregaria, 2130 nucleotides long. Its product is annotated as probable threonine--tRNA ligase 1, cytoplasmic. Gene Ontology annotation, biological process: threonyl-tRNA aminoacylation. Gene Ontology annotation, molecular function: threonine-tRNA ligase activity; ATP binding. Lineage: Eukaryota; Metazoa; Arthropoda; Insecta; Orthoptera; Acrididae. Bases 48 to 2072 code for a protein of 674 amino acids. Gene Ontology annotation, cellular component: mitochondrion; cytoplasm. The transcript is spliced from 4 exons. The record is from RefSeq and is a predicted model, not a curated record.